GGGCGUCCUCUCCAUGUUCUGUGCGGUCUCCUGUGCGGGUCAGGUUUACAGUCAGGGAGGUUUUGGUGGAGAACAUUAGGCCAUAGAAGCCCAUACAUUGUGUUUGGAGGAGCAGGUUCCUACAAUAUAGGAUCUGCUCUGUGGAUAUCUCCUGUAGAAGAUCAUUCUCCUGACUGACCCAUCAAGGAUGGAUAGAAACAGUGACAAGAUGGCAGAGAGUAUAAUAAAUCUCACCCUGGAGAUCCUCUUCCAGAUUACUGGAGAGGAAUACACAGUAGUGAAGAAGAUCUCUAGUGAGGACCCUGUAGCUGAAGGACGGGGAAGAACCCUAAGCCCAAUUUCCUGGCCAACACCUCACAUCCCGAUACAUGAGAAAGUUCAUAGAGAGAAGAUCCUAGAACUCACCAACAAGAUCAUUGAGCUUCUGACUGGAGAGGUUCGUAUAAGAUGUCAGGAUGUCGCUAUCUAUUUCUCCAUGCAGGAGUGGAAGUAUUUAGAAGAAAACAAAGAUCUGUACCAGGACGUCAAGAAGGAGGACCACCGGCCCCUCAAGUCUAGAAUUAAAGAAGAGAGAACAACGCCGGAAAGAUGUCCCAGUCCUCUUCUUCCACAGGAUGAUUCAAAAGAACAUCACAAUGUUCCACAGGAUGAUCAGUUUUUCAGUCCAAUUAAAGAUCUGAAAAUUAUUAAGGUUGAAGAGGCAGAUAUGGACUUUGCCACAGAUAACCACCCAGAUGAUUGUGGUGUCAUAGAAGAUGCAUAUGAAGAGCAUGUCAUUAUCUCAGAUGGGUCCUCAUCAUCUGAUCCUUUGGAUGGAGUCAGAUCUCCUGAUUCAUCAAAGACCGUAAAGAAAAAUAAAAGUCCUAGAAGAAGUGUUAAAAAAACUCAAACGGGGGAGAAGACUUUUUCAUGCUCAGAAUGUGGGAAACGUUUUAACCGCAAAUCUAUUCUUGUUACACAUAAGAGAAUUCACACAGGUGAGAGGCCAUUUUCAUGUUCAGAAUGUAACAAAAGUUUUAAUCGCAAAUCGGUUCUUCUUAUACAUGAGAGAAUUCACACAGGGGCAAAGCCAUUUUCAUGCUCAAAAUGUGAAAAACGUUUUAACCGUAUGUCAGAUCUUAUUGUACAUGAGAAAAUUCACACAGGGGAGAAGCCAUUUCCAUGCUCGGAAUGUGGGAAAUGUUUUAACCAUAAAUCAGAUCUUGUUAAACAUCAGCGAAUUCACACAGGGGAGAUGCCAUUUUCAUGUUCAGAAUGUGACAAACGUUUCAGCUAUAAAGCACAUCUUGCUAAACAUGAGAUAAUGCACACAAUGGAGAAGCCAUUUUCAUGUUCAGAAUGUGGGAAGUGUUUUAAACGUAAAUCACAUCUUGUUAUGCAUGAGAAAAUUCACACAGGGGAAAAGUCCUUUUCAUGUUCUGAAUGUGGAAAAUGUUUUCACCGUAAAUCGCAUCUUGUUAGACAUGAGCUAAUUCAUACAGGUGAGAAGAUAUAUUCAUGCUCAGACUGUGGGAAAGGUUUUAACCGUAAAUCGCAUCUUCUUGACCAUCAGAAAAAUCACACAGGCUUGUAGCCAUUUUCAUUUUCAGAAUGUGGGAAAUGUUAGUUGAGUCAAGUCUUAUCACACAUCUGACAAUUCACACAGG
Messenger RNA from Bufo bufo (common toad), 1646 nucleotides. Its product is annotated as oocyte zinc finger protein XlCOF7.1-like. Gene Ontology annotation, biological process: regulation of DNA-templated transcription. The record is from RefSeq and is a predicted model, not a curated record. Gene Ontology annotation, molecular function: RNA polymerase II cis-regulatory region sequence-specific DNA binding; DNA-binding transcription factor activity, RNA polymerase II-specific. NCBI's taxonomy places the organism in Eukaryota, Metazoa, Chordata, Amphibia, Anura, Bufonidae. The transcript is spliced from 7 exons. Bases 188 to 1573 code for a protein of 461 amino acids.